Dichotomopilus funicola is the source of this 1539-nucleotide messenger RNA. RefSeq lists its product as uncharacterized. The coding region runs from base 1 to 1539 and encodes 512 amino acids. The record is from RefSeq and is a predicted model, not a curated record. NCBI's taxonomy places the organism in Eukaryota, Fungi, Ascomycota, Sordariomycetes, Sordariales, Chaetomiaceae. The transcript is spliced from 4 exons.
AUGUCGAACUCCAAUUUCAACCCCAGCACGAGCGCCCCUUUGAACCCCCGCCUCGACGCCGUCCCAGUGGCUGGGAGUCAGGCCAAGUCCGAGGCCAACUCCUCAGCUAAAAACGACAACGCACCCUGGGCGGUGGGGGGCGAGAUCUGUGGGAUCCACGAAAGAGGUGCUCGUGCCGGCGGUGCGCGUGGUCUCGGAAACCACAUUCUCGGGGCUGCCGGCGCCCUAGUCCUUGGUUGUCCCGAUGCUGCUGCUGAUGCAGUUCUUGACGCCAUCAACGCCAACAAGGACAACGUCAACAAGGACAACGUCAACAAGGACAACAUCGCCAACAAGAACAAGCAGACCGAUACCAGCAGCAACGACAAUAACAACAACGAUGAGGACAGCAACAUCGCAACCCAAUUCGCACCCUGCUACCCUUGCGAAGCCGACAUCCGCCUCGUCAUCUGCGAUCGGUCCGGCGAAGUCCGUGGCUACGACGUCCAGAAGGAGCCGAUGGAGGAUGCGUCGCUGGUGUGGCGCGAUAUCUUUGCUCAGUUUGCUGCUCAGAUGCCAGUUAAAAAAGAAAAGGCCAGAAAGAGCGAAGAAGAUCAAGAACCCCCGCCGGUGCUGGACCUGACGCAGGUCAAGCAGCCGUAUGAUGCGGCUGGCUUUGAGGUGGUGCUCUGGUUGAUGCAUGGGCUGUUUUCGAAGGUUGAGAGGGCGCCGGCGAUGAAGUUGUUGUAUAAUGUGGCUCAGGUUGUGGAGAUGUAUCAGUGUUGGGGGGUGUUGGCUUCACAUUUGAAGGAUUGGUUGAUUCACCUUGACCGGUAUAUUUGCGCCCAUCAUGACAGCGUCGACGAUGAAAAGCUGCUCUUCAUCAACUGGGUCUUUGGUGACGCCCACUUGUUUCUCGGGGUGCUGUUUCGCGCCGCCCAUAAGGCCACGAUUGACCAAAAUGGCAAUCUUCGGGAUAGCCGUGGCAGACUGUGGUCCCUCAACCCGGACCUGCCCCGUCCCAUCAUCGAUUCCAUCCCCCAACUCCGCUUGGUGACCAUCGAACGCAUACUCGGCACGAUUACGCAAGUCGUGUCCUACCUAGAGAGUCACAAGAAUAGUUCUGGGCACUGCCACGUCUACGACAACAAGAAGAAUCCUUUCAUCUCCAAGACCAUCGCGGCCGAGUACUCUCACUUGUGUCUCCAAAUCCAACUCGACUCUCUCCUCGCUGGACUCGACGCGGUCGAGGUUGGUUACCCUACCCCGGCGUCCAGGGCCUCGGAAUACCACGAGAGCGUCAACACGUUCGCCAACAAGAUUCUCGACAUUAAAAUUGCCCGACUGCAUAUCCCGGACGGCCCAGAGUUUCUGGGAUGCCACGUGGGCUGCGGGCAGUAUCUUCGGGGGUGCAUUGUUAGGAUUAUGAAGCAGAAUCAUCUGAUUCUGCCACAGGAGAUAAAAGAAAAGAUGGAUGAGCGACGGUUGCGGUCGGAGGCGUGUCCGGGAUUGAGUGGGCUGGUGAGGGGCUGUCGGUGUGCCCUUGGGCAUGGCUUUUGA